Fundulus heteroclitus (mummichog) is the source of this 3174-nucleotide messenger RNA. Its product is annotated as amyloid-beta A4 protein. Gene Ontology annotation, cellular component: Golgi apparatus; early endosome; membrane raft. The record is from RefSeq and is a predicted model, not a curated record. Gene Ontology annotation, biological process: axonogenesis; central nervous system development. Lineage: Eukaryota; Metazoa; Chordata; Actinopteri; Cyprinodontiformes; Fundulidae. The transcript has 18 exons. The coding region runs from base 176 to 2437 and encodes 753 amino acids. Gene Ontology annotation, molecular function: signaling receptor binding; serine-type endopeptidase inhibitor activity; heparin binding.
AACAUAUCCAGCUUUACACCGCCACCUCCGGGAGGAAACAGGGAAGGAUCACCGGGAUCGGAGCGCCUCGGCUGGCCCGCUUUAAUCUCUUCGGACGUUUUCUCCUUUUAAUCCCGGCGACACAAUCCGUGGUAGGGGGUCGCGACGGUGGUGCUGGAUCUAUCGGGAGGCCGGUAUGGGGGAGCACACGGCGUUUCUGCUCUUGCUGGUGGCGACCUUGACGCUUUCCUCUGAGGUGCCCAUGGACGACUCCGUGGGUCUGCUAACCGAGCCUCAGGUGGCCAUGUUCUGUGGGAAGCUCAACAUGCACAUCAACGUACAGUCUGGGAAAUGGGAGCCUGACGCAUCCGGCACCAAGAGCUGCAUUAGCACCAAGGAGGGCAUCCUGCAGUAUUGCCAAGAGGUGUACCCAGAUCUACAGAUCACAAAUGUCGUAGAGGCCAACCAACCUGUCAGCAUUCCCAACUGGUGCAAGAAGGGCCGCAAGCAGUGCCGGAGUCACACGCACAUCGUGGUGCCGUACCGCUGCCUGGUCGGGGAGUUUGUCAGCGACGCCCUGCUGGUUCCAGACAAGUGUAAGUUCCUGCACCAGGAGCAGAUGAACAAGUGCGAGAGCCACCUGCACUGGCACACCGUGGCCAAAGAGUCCUGUGGAGACCGCUCGAUGAAUCUCCACGACUACGGGAUGCUGUUGCCGUGUGGCAUCGACCGUUUCCGAGGGGUGGAGUUCGUGUGCUGCCCGGCGGAGGAGCAGCGCAAGUCGGACAGCGCGGAACAAAACGAGGAGGAGUCGGACGUCUGGUGGGGCGCGGCUGAGAACGAGUAUGCCGACAACAGCAUGACGCGCCCGGCCGACGCAGAGCCGGCCGCCGCCGAGGACGACGAGGACGAGGAGGAGGACGAGGAGGAAGAAGCCUUCGAGAGGGACGAGGAUGGAGACGGCGACGAAUACGACGAUGAAGAGGACGGCGGCGUAAUCGACGAGCGGUACGGCGACGAGCGCGGCGCCAACGUCGCCAUGACGACCACCACCACGACCACCACAGAGUCCGUCGAGGAAGUCGUGCGAGCGGUGUGCUGGGCCCGCGCCGAGUCAGGCCCGUGCCACGCCAUGCUGCAGCGUUGGUACUUCGUGCCCAGGAAGGGCCGCUGCGCUCCCUUCCUGUUCGGGGGCUGCGGGGGCAACAGGAAUAACUUUGAGUCGGAGGAGUACUGCCUGGCUGUGUGUAGCAGCUCGUUGCCCACCAUAGCACCCAGUCCUCCGGAUGCUGUGGACCAGUACCUCGAAUCGCCAGGGGACGACAACGAACACACCGACUUCCGAAAAGCCAAAGAAAGUCUCGAGGCCAAACACCGUGAACAGAUGUCCGAGGUCAUGAAGGAGUGGGAGGAGGCUGAGAGGCAGGCCAAAAAUCUUCCUCGUGCCGACAAGAAAGCUGUGAUUCAGCACUUCCAGGAGAAGGUGGAAGCUCUGGAGCAGGAGGCGGCAGAGGAGCGACAGCAGCUGGUGGAGACGCACAUGGCCCGGGUGGAGGCCCUGCUCAACAGCCGCCGGCGCCUGGCUCUGGAGAAUUACCUCAGUGCCCUUCAGACUACUCCUCCACGGCCUCGACAGGUGCUGAGCCUGCUGAAGAAGUACGUGCGUGCAGAACAGAAGGACAGGCAGCACACGCUGAAACACUACGAACACGUCCGCACAGUCGACCCAAAGAAGGCCGCGCAGAUCCGACCUCAGGUCCUGACCCACCUCCGUGUGAUUGACGAGAGGAUGAAUCAGUCACUGGGUCUGCUCUACAAGGUGCCCAGCGUAGCUAAUGAGAUCCAAAAGCAAGUUGCCACUAUAGUCCAGAGAGUCCAGUCGGAGCUGUCUCAGCAAGUCUCUUCCCUGCAGAGCGACGGGCGGGUGGACGGCAGGGUGAGUUAUGGUAACGACGCGCUGAUGCCAGAUCAGGCCUACAGCUCGGCUCCGAUGGAGCCCGGCCUGGACGGACGGGGCUUCAUUCACCCGGAGAGCUUCAACCAGCCAAACACUGAAAACCACGUUGAGCCCGUCGAUGCCCGUCCUAACCCAGACAGAGGACUCCCGACACGACCCGUUUCUGCGCUGAAGCCAGAAGAGAUGCCAGAGGUGCGGAUGGACACUGAAGAGAGGCAGAGCGCUGGAUAUGAGGUUUACCAUCAGAAACUGGUGUUUUUCACCGAAGACGUGGGGUCCAACAAGGGCGCCAUCAUCGGCCUCAUGGUCGGAGGGGUCGUCAUAGCGACCGUCAUCGUCAUUACUUUGGUGAUGCUGCGAAAGAAACAAUACACGUCCAUCCAUCACGGUGUGAUCGAGGUGGACGCGGCGGUGACCCCCGAGGAACGCCAUCUGGCCAAGAUGCAGCAGAACGGCUACGAGAACCCCACCUACAAAUUCUUCGAGCAGAUGCAGAACUAAAAGAACUGCUGCCCGACGUCUCCUUCAGGUGUGCACCCAGCCCCCACAGCCCCCCCAGCCCCCCCACCGGCCACCAUCUCGCUCUCUUCCAUUCCGAUCCCUUUCCCUCAGCCCCUGCAGGGACAACGACAGAAAAGAUCAAUCUUUGCAUGUCUCAGUCAGGGGUUUGGGCCGAAGGAAACCGGCAUGGAACAAAGUCUUUUUAAUCCCCAUUUUUUGCUUGAUUGUACAGAGCUAAAAAAAAAAAAAAAAAAAAAAAAAAAAAAAAGCCCCUGCCCCACCCACCCCCAAAACAGACAAAGGUACCCCGGUUUACCUGCACGUUUCAGCCAAUCGGAAGUCCCUCAUGGUGUUUGUACAGGAAAUACCUUUGUGUUUAUAUCGCAUCAUCGUCUGCUCUCAGAUUACAUUGCGAGGCUCUUAGAGCUCCUCAGCGCACGACUGAAGUGUUUCAGGUAGGUUUUACAUAAAAGAAGAAGAAGAAAAAAAAUAUAUCCUCAAUCAAAAUAUAUAAAAGCUGAUAAUAUUUAAUGUUUUCGUUAUUUUCUUUUUUUUAAAUGUGUAAUAUAAUAAGCCAGAGAUUAGCUGUAAGUGUAGUGCAUGGCAUUAUUGAUGACUUAUGUAUGCGGAGGUCCCGAGAGCGGACCUCCCUCUUGAUAUUUUAGCAGGAUUGUAUAUUUCCAGUGUCUUCUUUGUGAUCUCGUGAUAUGAAGAAGGAAAAAAAAAAAAAAAAAAAA